Messenger RNA from Durio zibethinus, 1799 nucleotides. RefSeq names its product non-specific lipid-transfer protein 1-like. NCBI's taxonomy places the organism in Eukaryota, Viridiplantae, Streptophyta, Magnoliopsida, Malvales, Malvaceae. Gene Ontology annotation, biological process: lipid transport. The record is from RefSeq and is a predicted model, not a curated record. Gene Ontology annotation, molecular function: lipid binding.
GAAACAAAGGACCCAACUCAUGUCAAUUGUCAUGUGAUAGAAAAAUAGAAGGAAGCCCCAUCAACAAUGCUGUGUCAUAUUUAAUUGGAUUUCCGGCGUAAAUUCAAGAAUCUUCCUCCAGCUAUAGGAGCACUUACUCGGCACUUAAGUUGACCAUGUAAUCUAUUUCUCAAAUAAAGAUAUGUAACCCCAAGCAAUCUAUUAGGAAGCAGAUGAGCAGAUAGACACCAAAUUAGUCUUAAAUCAGAAGCCUCAUUCCUGCAUUCUGAUCUCCUCAGCCACAACCCUCCACCCUUAGGCGUGCACACAUACAACUCCAGUUUACUUCUGAUCCAGACCCUUUGCCUGUUUCCAUACGUGUUUACAUAUAUAUACACCAACAAAGAAGAAAAAGAAAGAAUUUGUUUAGUAAAUCUGAUUGAAAAAUCCUUCAUAUUUGACUAGCUUUCACGACCUUAGUCGACCAAUGCUUGGUUGCAAUAUGUAUAAAGAGUUUGAUAGCAUUCCAAGGUCUCCCAACAACCAUAGUAACUGCCAUGGUCCACUUACCACAAUAUAUGGAGCCCUUACCAGCACUUUCUACGCAGACAUUUGAACUAAUUCAAUCAUUCUGUUACUGAUAUUUCGUGUUCCAAACAGUUUUUACCUUGUUAAACCUAAAUGGAAGCAUUUCUUGCUUGUGAAAAUCACUCAAAACUGCAACUAGAAACUGUGUUGUGAAUGAUUUCGAAGAAGUUUGUAAGUUUCCUUACCUUUCCAUAUGAUAAUGUCUGUCUGAGGACUUUUCAAAAUGUUCCUGUGAGAAUGGCCAUUUAAUAAAUGCUCCAAACCAGUCCCAACAACCACAAUAAUUGCCAUGUUUCAAUAAAGAUCUAGCUCUUCUCAGGAGGACUUCACAUUUUUGGCUAAAUUCGUUCAAGUUUCAACCAUCCCAUUGUUUGCGAAAGAGGUAAUGGUAAUCAUGUCUAGAAGCUCUCUGACCUGCAAGCUUAUAUGCACAUUUAUGCUUAUAUUCUUGAUGACUGAUGCUCCUAUAUUGGUUCAUGCUCAAACUUGCCCUGAGGUGAGUCAGAUGCUCAUGCCGUGCGUGACAUACUUGGCGACCAGGAGCUCAUUCGGGCAUUGUUGCACAGGCAUUCGUUCACUGAAUUCCAAAGCCAAGAAUACUGCAGCUCGACGACAAGUUUGCAAUUGCUUAAAGAAUCUUGGUGCUCAGUUUCGUAUGCGUCAUAGGCUCGAUUUCAAUCAAGUUCAACGGCUUCCAGUUAUGUGUAAAGUCAACAUCGGCUAUCGUAUUACGAGUCUGAAUCCUGACUGCUCUCAGGUGCACUGAGAGGAAACAAAGAGUAAAGCAGCAGUAGCCGGCAGCCACUAUCUAUACAGGCUGCAGCGGGUUGGAGAAAAUAAUUGCCAGGGUUUCAGCUAAGCAGCAGUGGCAGCUACAGCUCAGCAAUAGCUUCUAUUACCAUAUUCUGUUGAAAUGAAAAUAAUAGUGCUGCUGCUGCUGAUCGUAUUCCACUAUUCCUUCUACUAUAUUCCGUUGAAAUGAAAAUAAUAGUGCUGCUGCUGCUGCAGUGUUUAAUUAUCGUAUUCCACUAUUCCUUCUUCUUGGAAAUGCAGAGGAAUGGUUUGUCUUGUGUAUGCCCACGAAGAUUUGGAUUGGAUUAUGCAAAAGCCAAUCAUUAAAACUACUACAUUUUGAUGUGUUAUUGUGUGGGGUUAGGCUUUUCAAUUUACCUCAUGGGCUAAGCUAAGAUAACAAGUUGGUGUCCAAGAUCGUUAGCAUUUGAGAUCUUUAA